AUGCUCAGCAUUCGAUCCCUCUCAGCACAUCUCGGCCAUCUCCCUCCGAGGACUGGCGUGUUUCGCGCACUUUCGCCACGAUCUUCUCCUCUACGCCAGAGCCUUGCGCAACGACGACAGCCACUUUCAACUCGCACAAGACCUACAUUAUCGCCCUCACAGCAGAUACGAUGGCGCGCGACGCGCUGGCAACAACCAUGCAAGCCUCGCCACAAUUCUGGAAAAAGCAGUCCACCCGCUGCACAAGAAGCCGGUAGCCAAGCGUCACUCUCCCUCUCCGGUCGUUUCAAAGAGCUGUCGCGAAAAUAUGGGUGGGCAGCGGUGGGAGUCUACUUUGGACUCUCUGUGCUCGACUUUCCCUUUUGUUUCCUCGCCGUGCAGUUGAUUGGCCCCGACCGGAUAGGAGAGGCCGAACACGCGGUCGUGGACUGGUUCUGGAAUACCGUGGGCGUCGUAUUCCCGAGCAUGCAGGCAGAGGAUAGAGCUCUGCAGGAUGCCGUUGUCGAAGCGGAGGGCAGAGAGGGAGUUGUUGGAAAGGCCGGGCAUCACAAAGAGAAUGCCAGUAUGUGCAUCUGGACCCAACUUCUCCUCGCAUACGGCGUCCACAAGUCCCUCAUCUUCUUCCGAGUGCCCCUCACGGCUGCCGUUACCCCCAAAGUCGUCAAGACGCUUCGAAGCUGGGGUUGGAACAUUGGAAGGGCGGAGAAGAAGAUCAAGGCCAAGGUGUGA
Messenger RNA from Neohortaea acidophila, 729 nucleotides. RefSeq lists its product as uncharacterized. The transcript is spliced from 2 exons. Gene Ontology annotation, cellular component: mitochondrion. Bases 1 to 729 code for a protein of 242 amino acids. NCBI's taxonomy places the organism in Eukaryota, Fungi, Ascomycota, Dothideomycetes, Mycosphaerellales, Teratosphaeriaceae. The record is from RefSeq and is a predicted model, not a curated record.